AUGGCCGAAGGAAAGAGCGCCAAUCCCAUGAAGGAGCUUCGCAUCCAGAAGAUCGUCCUCAACAUUUCCGUUGGAGAAUCUGGUGACAGACUUACUCGUGCGGCCAAGGUGUUGGAGCAACUGAGUGGUCAAACUCCCGUCUACAGCAAGGCUAGAUACACCGUCCGUACCUUCGGUAUCCGUCGUAACGAGAAGAUCUCCGUCCACGUCACCGUUCGCGGCCCAAAGGCUGAGGAAAUCUUGGAGCGUGGAUUGAAGGUCAAGGAAUAUGAACUCCGCAAGCGCAACUUCUCUGAGACUGGCAACUUCGGCUUCGGUAUCAGCGAACACAUCGAUCUCGGUAUCAAGUACGACCCGGCGAUUGGUAUCUACGGAAUGGACUUCUACGCAUGCAUGACCCGACCUGGUGAGCGUGUUGCCAAGCGUCGCCGAUGCAAGACCUCCAUUGGUUCCGCCCACAAGAUCAAGCGUGAUGAGACCGUCAAGUGGUUCAAGAACCGUUUCGAGGGCAUUGUCCGAUAA
Messenger RNA from Lachnellula hyalina, 522 nucleotides. RefSeq names its product 60S ribosomal protein (gene rpl-11). The record is from RefSeq and is a predicted model, not a curated record. Gene Ontology annotation, cellular component: cytosolic large ribosomal subunit; ribosome. The transcript has 4 exons. Lineage: Eukaryota; Fungi; Ascomycota; Leotiomycetes; Helotiales; Lachnaceae. Gene Ontology annotation, biological process: translation. Gene Ontology annotation, molecular function: structural constituent of ribosome; RNA binding. Bases 1 to 522 code for a protein of 173 amino acids.